AUGUCCGACCCUUUACUCUUCGAAGAUACCUUCACGAUCACCGGUAUCAACCAAGAAAAAUAUGACCGCGUCUCCCGCCUCACUUGCACUUCAUCCGACUCCCUUACCACAUUCACCCUGGACAUCAACUCCGAGCUGUACCCAUGCGCUACCGGAGAGUCACUCUCUAUGGCGAUCGCCUCCACUCUUUCUCUAGACGGCAAGGAGGAUGGCGGUGCGAAGACCGGCUGGAGGGAGGUCGGAAUGGGUGAGCAGACACUCGCGAAUGAUUACGACUAUGUCUGCCACGGAAAGGUUUACCGCUUUGAGGAGGCGUCAGAUGCCCCUGGGAACAUGGCGGCCUUUGUUUCCUUCGGCGGUCUGUUGCUCUACCUCGAAGGUCCUUACAAGAAGCUCGCGCCCCUUCGGAUCGACUAUGUAUACCUUCUCCUCAAAAAAUAA
Molecule: messenger RNA, 441 nt
Organism: Aspergillus mulundensis
Lineage: Eukaryota; Fungi; Ascomycota; Eurotiomycetes; Eurotiales; Aspergillaceae
Product: DNA-directed RNA polymerase core subunit RPB8
Exons: 2
Coding region: 1-441 (146 amino acids)
Biological process (GO): DNA-templated transcription
Cellular component (GO): RNA polymerase III complex; RNA polymerase I complex; RNA polymerase II, core complex
Molecular function (GO): DNA-directed RNA polymerase activity
Source: RefSeq, a predicted model, not a curated record